Caenorhabditis elegans is the source of this 1559-nucleotide messenger RNA. It is a transcript of the gene cka-2, whose product is annotated as Choline kinase A2. Lineage: Eukaryota; Metazoa; Nematoda; Chromadorea; Rhabditida; Rhabditidae. The record is from RefSeq and is marked reviewed. The transcript is spliced from 9 exons. Bases 137 to 1426 code for a protein of 429 amino acids. Gene Ontology annotation, molecular function: choline kinase activity; ethanolamine kinase activity. Gene Ontology annotation, biological process: phosphatidylethanolamine biosynthetic process; phosphatidylcholine biosynthetic process.
UGAAUCUCGCAGUCUUCGUUUCAAAAAUCUUCCCGCGUCUCGAUUUUUUUCUUUCCGCAUUCCCCAAAAAGACGUCAACUAAACUCUCAUAUUACGCCACAUCGAAUAAAAAAUAUUCUGAUCAUAUUCCCUUAAAAUGUCAUCAAGAAAAGUUUCCCGUGCUCACUACGACGAGGACGAACUCGCGUCGGCUGCAAACAUGAGUCUCGUUGCUGAAGGACAUUUCAGAGGCAUGAAGGAGCUUCUCUCCACCAUGGAUCUUGACACGGAUGCCAACACCAUCCCUGAGUUGAAAGAGAGAGCUCACAUGCUAUGCGCAAGAUUCCUUGGCGGAGCAUGGAAAACUGUUCCAUUGGAGCAUUUGAGAAUCAGUCGCAUCAAGGGUGGAAUGAGCAACAUGUUAUUCUUAUGCCGACUUUCGGAAGUCUAUCCACCAAUUCGUAACGAACCAAACAAGGUUCUGCUUCGUGUCUACUUCAAUCCAGAGACUGAGAGUCAUCUCGUUGCGGAAUCUGUCAUUUUCACUCUGCUCUCUGAGCGUCAUUUGGGUCCCAAGCUUUAUGGAAUUUUCAGUGGUGGACGUCUAGAAGAGUAUAUACCUUCUCGCCCACUCUCUUGCCAUGAAAUUUCAUUAGCACACAUGUCUACAAAAAUUGCAAAGCGCGUUGCGAAGGUUCAUCAAUUGGAAGUACCAAUUUGGAAAGAACCCGAUUAUCUGUGUGAAGCUCUGCAGAGGUGGCUGAAACAACUAACUGGAACUGUCGAUGCGGAACAUCGUUUCGACCUUCCUGAAGAGUGUGGAGUUUCCAGUGUCAAUUGUCUAGACUUAGCAAGGGAGUUGGAGUUUCUGAGAGCUCAUAUCUCACUGAGCAAAAGCCCUGUAACAUUUUGUCACAAUGACUUACAAGAAGGCAAUAUUUUACUUCCAAAAGCUUCUUCCGGUAACAUUCGUAUGCCUUCGCUAUCGGAUGAGACUCAAGCGUUGGGUAACAGCUUAUCAGCAUUCAACCCAGCUGAUCCUCGUCUUGUGCUCAUUGAUUUUGAGUAUGCUAGCUACAACUACAGAGCAUUCGAUUUUGCCAAUCACUUCAUCGAAUGGACUAUUGACUACGACAUUGACGAAGCUCCAUUCUACAAAAUUCAAACCGAGAACUUCCCCGAAAAUGAUCAAAUGCUCGAAUUCUUCUUGAACUAUCUUCGCGAACAAGGCAAUACCAGAGAAAACGAACUCUACAAGAAAUCCGAAGAUCUUGUCCAAGAAACUCUUCCGUUUGUUCCAGUCUCUCAUUUCUUUUGGGGUGUGUGGGGACUGUUGCAAGUCGAACUUUCCCCAGUUGGAUUCGGAUUUGCGGACUACGGGAGAGAUCGUCUGUCGCUGUACUUCAAACAUAAACAACUUCUCAAAAACCUUGCAAGUCAUCAAUAAGAUCUUCUUUUAAUCUCAAUUUUUAAUUAAACACAGCUGCUUUAAUUGAACAUGCUAGUUUUUCUACGCAAUCUCCCACCAUUGUUCCUACAAGUAGUUUGAUGGGUGUAGUUAAAUAAAAAUGUUUAUUGGC